CGUCGAUCCGGAUUCCAACCUCUGAUAUUUCUCAGUUUUCUGCCGGACAACCUUGGACAACCAAACGUGGUAUUUAGCAUAGGGUGCGAGUUGCAACGAUUGUCCAGUGACGUGUUGCCUCAGCUCUCACACACACAAGCCACAUAGGACAUUUCGCACAUAGUUUGAUAUUUUGGGAAGUAAUACAUAUUUACAUCUUACUUGAGACCAGCACCUUCCCUCUCUUCCUUAACACCGCAACAUCCUUCGGCACCCCGGCCGCAGGCUGGGUUCGGCUAUUGCCUAGGUGGAUUCGACAGUGAACCUAUUCAUUGUCCACUUGUAACUCUCUUUUAUACCAGAGCCAUCAUCGAACGGUUACUACCGGCUCCUUCGAUCAUUCUAACCUUUCCUGGUUUUUGUCUUCGGCGAAUCGAUUUGGACUUCCAAAGGAUAUCAGGAACAUGUUUUGCAAGAUAAUCUUACUCGGCUUAGCGUUGAUCGCGCAUCCUGCAAUUGGGGGGCUUCCAAAAACUUGCAAGUAUGGCACAAACCUUGGUGGUUGGCUGGUGAGUGAGCCUUGGAUGAAACCAGUCGAGUGGGCUGCAAUGGGGGGUGAAUAUUGUCCCAAAGAUAGCUCGUCGUGUGCCGCAAGUGAAUGGGGUCUUGCUCGCAAGUUAGGACAACAGCUCGCCAACGAGUCCUUUCUGAAACAUUGGCAAUCUUGGUUCAAUCAGGAUCAUGUUGAUCGGCUCAAGGCUUUAAAUCUGGAUCACGUUAGGAUCCCUCUCGGUUUCUGGAUCGUCGAGGAGCUCGUGGAGGCCCCAGCUGAGCUAUAUGCUCAAGGUGGCUGGAUGGAACUGAAGAGAGGACUCCGCCAACUUCGCGACGCCGGCUUCCAUGUAACACUCGACAUGCAUGCGCUGCCUGGAGUAUCAACUUCGAAUCAGAUGUUUGCAGGAAACGUCACUUCAGACGUCCAAUUUUACAAAGAUCACAACUACCAGCGGGCUCUUACUUGGAGCGCCGUACUGACAUCCAUGUCUCAUCUGGAUCCUGACUUCUCCAGUGUUGUGGCCAUCCAAUGCAUCAAUGAGCCUCUGACUGACGCGAACCUUACCCCAGGGUUAGAACAGUAUUACUCGGAUUUCGUUACCGUCACUCGCGUCAUUGAAUAUGCCAUCGGCGUUGAAUGUGAGGUCGACCUUCGAGAGUCGAUUUAUCGACUUUCCCAAAGUAAAAAUAGCAUGGCAGCCCUACAUGCAGCAAUGCCUUUGAUUGUGACUUAUGCAAGCAAAGCGAACAUUGUCAUAGACCCAAAGGUCCUUGAUGCAUUGAAGAGUUUUUUAUUACGUCCAAGUCCUGUAGCAACAGCCCCAUCACCUGUGGAAACAACAAUCAUCCCCGCGACACGAAGAUCAAUAACCUCUGCCCCGGCCGUUUCAACCAAAGGCAGCUUGGCGUGUCAAUCAUCCCAAAGGAAUGCAGUCAACAACGCACAUCUCAAGUGCUCAAGAAGUUUAACUCCCAGGUCCUGCUUGGCUACAAUGGCUAUGCCAAAGAGAUGGCAAUGGAAAGGAGAGGCCAACUCAAUGGCAAACCACACCCUGGGGCCAGCAGCCUACGACGAUCACCUUUACUAUGCGUACGGUGGAGUAGCCGAACCAAAUAUCAAAUCGUACGUAUCAACAAUGUGCACUCAGCAAGAUCUCCAGACAGCAAAGAAAAACGGAGAAGAACCAUAUGGUCAUGGCGAGUUUUCACUUGCUGUGAAUUUCAACGCGACUCAUGAUGACCUGCGAGCAUGGGGAGAUGCACAAAGAUUCAAGUACAAUCAGGACCACUAUUGGACAUUUUGGACUUUCAGAUUGGGACAAGUGUUGGAGCCAAAUCUUACUCAAAGCUAUACAGAAACUUGGUCUUACUUCGGAGCAGUCGAUGCUGGAGUAUGGCCGAGAGAUCCAUCACAAUACUUCAAUCCCUCCAUAUGCACACCUUUCCUCAAUUCCACAGACAAUUCAAGCAAGGUUCAGCUUCCCGAUACACACCUCAAUCAAGCAAAACGUGAUUAGAUAUUCGAGGGAGAGAGACUUUCACAUCCCCCAAAUAUACCCCCGCUGUCUAUGCAGCUCGACUGGACAACUGCUUAUUGAUUUGAUCCCUUUCACUAAAGAAGAAACAAUCAUUUGCUGUCGUUACUCAGUAGAGAGUAGCAUUCACCCAUUUGUCAGUUCAAUGUGUAUUUUCAAUGUUUUUUUUUUUCAAAGGAAUUCAAUUAUCCCAUAAUGUGAUAGCGUGGAUGUUUUCCCUUGCACAUAAUAUGCAAACAAAUUCAAACUUUAUUGCGGAC
Messenger RNA from Puccinia graminis f. sp. tritici CRL 75-36-700-3, 2329 nucleotides. RefSeq lists its product as uncharacterized. Bases 444 to 2051 code for a protein of 535 amino acids. Gene Ontology annotation, cellular component: extracellular region; cell surface. The record is from RefSeq and is a predicted model, not a curated record. The transcript has 12 exons. Gene Ontology annotation, biological process: glucan catabolic process. Gene Ontology annotation, molecular function: beta-glucosidase activity. NCBI's taxonomy places the organism in Eukaryota, Fungi, Basidiomycota, Pucciniomycetes, Pucciniales, Pucciniaceae.